Molecule: messenger RNA, 792 nt
Organism: Bipolaris zeicola 26-R-13
Lineage: Eukaryota; Fungi; Ascomycota; Dothideomycetes; Pleosporales; Pleosporaceae
Product: glycoside hydrolase family 128 protein
Exons: 1
Coding region: 1-792 (263 amino acids)
Biological process (GO): fungal-type cell wall polysaccharide metabolic process
Cellular component (GO): fungal-type cell wall
Source: RefSeq, a predicted model, not a curated record
AUGGCCCUUGCUGGCCUCUCCGCUCUCACUGAGGCUUCCCCUCUUCUCCCCCGCGCUGGAGGCAAGCGUGGUAUUGCCUUUCCCAAGCAGCACAAUGGCGUUUCCGGCUCCCAGUGGGCUCGCAUGAUGGCCCAGUCCUCCAAGAUCUUCUGGAUGUAUGACUGGGAAGCCGUCAUCGACGGCGAUGCUCCCGACCUAGAAUACGUUCCUCUGCUCCACUCCAACCAGGAAUGGUGCGCCUCAACCUGGGCCAACAACGUUGCCAACGCCCGCAAGAACUACAAGGUCUCCCACAUCCUCAGCUUCAACGAGCCCGACCAGGUCGGUGGAGGAGGCUCCAACAUGGACGUUGGCACUGCCGUCGACACCCACCGCAAGCUCAUCCAGCCCCUUGCCAACGAGGGUCUCCGCAUUGGCUCCCCCGCUGUUACCAACGGCAACGAGCCCGGCAAGGGCAUCAACUGGCUCAAGUCCUUCAUGGACGGCUGCAGCGACUGCCAGAUCGACUUCGUCGUCACUCACUACUACGCCUGGGCCAAGCCCCAAGACUUCAAGGACUACCUCAACAAGUUCCACGAUACCUUCAACAAGCCCGUCUGGGUCACUGAGUUUGGUGUCACCGAGGGCAACGCCGACGAGUUCCUCAAGGACGUCCUUCCCUGGCUCGAUGCCCAGCCUUGGAUCGAGCGCUACGCUUACCACAUGGCUGCCCCCAGCGACGGUAACCAGUUCCUCAUCAGUGCCGAUGGUGGCAGCCUCUCCCCUGCUGGACAAGUCUACGCCUCUGCUUAA